Messenger RNA from Limulus polyphemus (Atlantic horseshoe crab), 4288 nucleotides. Its product is annotated as chaoptin-like. Lineage: Eukaryota; Metazoa; Arthropoda; Merostomata; Xiphosura; Limulidae. The transcript has 4 exons. Bases 412 to 4164 code for a protein of 1250 amino acids. The record is from RefSeq and is a predicted model, not a curated record. Gene Ontology annotation, molecular function: protein binding.
UACACGGCAGAUACGUUCUCGUGAGAGAAACGAGAAUAGCUCGAGUGACAUUCGCUUACCGUCUGCUGGAAUAUGAAGAUUAAAUGCUGUUUGGCGCGAAGCUUGUGACCAGCUGAGUAUUUGUGACAGACGUCUCUAUUGAAAGAUUUUACUGUAAAUAUUUAGCUUGUACAAGGUAUUUUUCAAAGUUAUAGAAGGUUUGUGAUUUUUUUAGUAAUAUUUAAGGACUGAAUCUACCUGUAUCUAAAAAGGCGGUUAUUUCAGUCAUUCCUAACAAUGGUGUAACCAUUAGAGCACAAACAGAAUAACUACUGAAUCACAUACUACUUACAGUUUCUAAUUAUUCCUUUCCAAGUAUUUAAGCACCUUUAUUCAAGACUCAAAAUUACAAGAACACGACAUCGUUAAAAGAUGGUGUCUAUCAAGUGGAAACUUGUUGGUUUCAUGUGUGGAUUUUUGGUACAUGCAUCUGCAACAUCAGUGUCCUGUAGUUUUAAUCCUUUGUGCACUUGUAUUACUAAGCAACAAGAUAUCAGCUGUGUGGAUGUACCAUUUUUAAGUUUUCCAAAGAUCCCAUUUAAGGAAGUUUAUCAAUUGACACUUGCAAAAACUGGUCUUCCAGAGUUGUACAAUGACUCGCUUGUCGGCACUGCUGUGUCUUCCCUCAGAUUAAUGUACAACAAUCUAGUGACUCUGCCACUUCGCGCCUUCCACAGCUCAGAACAAGUGAUGACUUCUUUGGACCUGAGCUACAAUCAUAUUAACAAUUUUCCAGCUAAAGCUUUACAGAAAUUAUCUUAUCUUCAGUGGUUGAACCUUCAGUUCAAUGAAGUAGAGGAGUUGAAACGCGGUGUUUUUGAAAAUCUACGGUCGCAAUCUGCAAUUCUUAGCAUUCUAUUAAGCAAUAAUCAUAUAUUAUUUAUAGAAGACAGUGUAUUUGAAAACCUUCGGAACCUCACAUUCUUAGAUCUCGCAAACAACCACAUCAACAAGUUAGAGGGGCAUCCUUUUCCAGAUUCUUUGACUUAUUUGUCUUUAUCUGAAAAUCUACUGAACUGGAUUCCACCAGGUGCACUUUCUAAUCUAAAAAAUCUAAUAUGGCUAAAUCUUGGCGGAAAUCUCUUGUCGUCUCUUCCAAAAGACUGGAAAUUAUCAGUUCGUCAUCUAAAGGAAUUAGAUUUUAGUCGGAACAGUUUGACAAAAUUACACAGCAAUAUUUUUAAUGGUUCUUUUUCAGUAUACGAACUAAAUCUAAGCUAUAACUACCUGAGAGUAUUGCCACUGGGAGCUUUUCGAGGUCUUUCUAUCAAGUGGCUAUCUUUAGCUAACAACCGAUUGUCUUCCAUACCAGUUGGGGCCUUUGAAGGUUUAGAAGCAACACUGAUUGCCUUAGAUUUGAGCUUUAACAUGUUGAGAUCAUUUCCGAAAGCACUGAAAGAAUUGAAUGACCUUAAGAAACUUUCUAUUCGUGGAAAUCAGCUUCCAGAUCUGAAAAAGUAUGAUUUAUAUACGUUUCGAGAGCACUUGGAAGUCUUAGAUCUUUCCAGAAACCUUCUAAAAAAUGUUCCAAGAGAAGGUUUGGUAACUUCCAAACGCCUUCUUAGCCUGAGUUUACAAGAUAACCAAAUCAAACAGGUAAAUGCACACGAUCUUUAUGGUUGGGGUAGCUCUUUGUUGUUCUUGAACUUAGCUAAUAAUCGUAUCAGCUACAUUUCAGCGAAAGCGUUUUUUCACUCGCCAAAAAUACAAGAAUUGAAACUUUCUUACAAUAAUCUUGUCAACAUGGAUUCCAAGAUUCUGUUUCCCCUUAGAAAGUCGUUGAAGGCUGUGGAGAUAGGAUCACUGUUCAAAUCCCAUUAUGAUCAUCCUGAAAUGAUGGCAAACUAUCUAGAUAAGAUUGAGUGGCUUCAGAUGGAUCACAACAAGAUCAUCGACUUAACACCCACGAUUAUGUUAGGAUUAACCAAUCUGAUCCACUGUGACCUCGAGGGAAACAACAUAAAGAUGAUUCCCCAGACAUUAUUCAGAAAAGAAACGCAUGGUAAUCUAUCUAAUGUAAUUUUAUCUCACAAUGAAGUAUUAUUAACAAAUUCUAAAACAUUUAAUGAACUUCCACGACUCCGGAACGUGGUACUGCUAGGCAACAGACUUGAGAUCGUUCGAUACAAAUCUUUCUCAAGUUGUCCUAUGCUGAAAGCUAUUGUGUUAUCACACAAUCGACUUCGUGUUAUAGAACCUUCAGCUUUUUACAACUUAACACGUUUAACAAGUGUAUUUUUACAGUUUAACAACUUAUCCAGAUUUUCCUUCAAUAUGUUUAGCAAUGUCAGUAACCCUGACUCCCCAAUGCAUGUUAAUUUUUCAAAUAACCAUAUCAGCCACUUAGAUCUAUAUUCUAGUGAUGGGGAUAUCGAUGAUACUAUUCAUAUUCAAACUUUGGAUCUGAGCCACAACAACAUAUCAAUGGUCCCACAGGGUUUUUUUAAACGUUUAGAAAUUUCUUUUCAUCGUUUAUAUUUGUCUUUCAAUAACCUGAAUGUUGUUCCUUCGAGUGUGUUCAAUGAAGCUACCUACCUUCAGAUAUUGCAACUGGAUCAUAAUAGUAUUGCGUAUGUUAAUUCUAUGGACUUUCAAGGCAAUUCUUCUAUCCAGAUAUUAAACUUAAGUUACAAUAAUAUUUCCAGUAUUUCCUCAGAGGCUUUCACUGCCCUUCAAAAGCUUAGAAUUGUUGAUAUGAGCUAUAACAGGGUAGCGACACUGCCAGAAAAUGCCUUUGUGGGAACUAAACUGGAAAAAAUUAAUCUUUCUCAUAAUGUGUUCGUUCUUCCGCCUUUAAAGAGCUUUUUUCCAGUUAGAAAUACUCUGCAGUUUAUUGAUAUUUCAACUAAUCAAAUUGCCGUGAUCCAUAGUAAUGAGAUUAGUCCUCUUUAUAGGUUGAAUUAUCUAAACCUGUCCUCGAAUCAGCUAAUAAAUCUAGCGGUAGGGAACCUGUCCCAACUCAUUAACCUUGAUGUGUCCCAUAAUUCCUUUCGGCGGUUCGACGAUGCACCUUUUUACCAAAUGAGGUCAUUACGGUCGUUGAGUUUAAAGAAUACGAAUUUAUCUCACAUUUCCUUUCUUCCGUUAUCAAAGCUAAACGCAUUGUCACUUGCAAAUAACCUUUUCAAAAAUAUCUCUGAAUUUGCAUUCCGCCAUCUACGACAUCUGCGCCAUUUAGAUUUGUCUCAUAAUUUAAUGCAAGAAGUUCCGUGUCAUUUGUGGGAUAAUGUGGCAGAUUUGCACACCUUGGAUAUUUCUCACAAUCCAAUUGAAGUCCUGGGAACUGUAAGUUUCAGCGGUUUAAAACGACUGGUGGAAUUGGACAUGCGCGGCUUGAACCUGAAAUAUUUGGAUUCUCGAACGCUGUAUGAACUCAGGUUUCUGGAGACGUUUAAGACAGGCACUUACGCUGGUGUUCGAUCGUUUCGUCUCCAUGACCUUCUUCACAAAUCCGCUUCGCUCCGCCGCGUGGUAGUGGAAGUCGAAGAAUCAACUUUGUCACAUCACAUUCAAUGGACGUUUGGUGCCAAGCUGCGCGAUCUUACCAUUACUGGUCAUAAUUUGCAGCACGUGUUACCCGAUGCCUUCCUAGGUUUGCAUCAUACCCAUGAACUCAUUCUACGAAUUACCGGUACGGGUAUAACCCGACUACCUUCUCAACUACUGCGCUACCUAGCGGAUAUUAGAUAUUUGACUUUAGAUUUAAGAGAAAAUCAUUUAGAGAAAAUGAAGCCAAGCGUUCUUCAACCAGCAGAAGGGGAAACAGGAGGGCCUGACGGAACCAAACACAUAACAGGAGGUGUCUUGUUGGAAAAUAACCCUUGGAAGUGUGGCUGUGACCUCAUCUGGCUAUCUCAUUGGUUACGGCGAUGGAUGCGAGAAACUUUAAGGGUCCAGAUGUUACAUUUUGAUGCGGUUCUCUAUGUGUAUAAUCUAGCAAGACGAAGCACGUGCAUAAUCCCCGGAACAAACAUUGAAAUACCCAUAAUCGACUUAAGAUCCAAAGAUAUGAACUGUUUAGAAGAUCAUCACAAUUCGGCUGUAGUGACCAGCUUACAUUUCCAUGGCUCUUUUAUAAUCUCUGGGUUAGUAGCUAUGCAUUGGUGUUCUAAUUAUGUCUUGUGAUCGAACGCCGAAUAUCAAGGAGUGUCUUCUUUAUAUCUGCUGUAUCUCUAAAAAUAUCUUACUGUUUUGUUCUUAUUCUGAAAAGCAAUAAAGUUUCGAGACUUUUUGUGUUCUUAAAUCUUUA